GGGCGCGCGGCCAACAGCAGGAUGUCGAAAGGCGGCAAGAAACGGGCGGACUCGAACCUGAAGGCGAGCCCGACCCCACUCCAGCAGGUCACCGUCAAAGAUACUGCUUCACUAGUUCUGAGCUGUGGAGGUACAGGAGGAACUACUGAAUCCAGGAAGACUCGGUAUCCUCUCUGGCCCGAGUGGAAUGAAGCAGAUGUGAAUGCUGAGAAAUGGGACUUAUCCAAAGGAGUUAAAGAGAAGGACAAAGCUGGUAAAAGUCCAAGUCUGCAAUUGUUUGAGGACCCAGAAGGGAAGAUUGAACUGCCACCGGCUCUUAAAAUUCACUCAUGGAAGCGUCCUCUUGAAUUUGUCCUCGAGACGCUACCUGUUAUUGUUGAGAGAGAAUCCUCAUUCGAUCUAAUGACUGCUAAUGAACAUAUUUUGGAGAGUGAGAUGAUGCGAUGGAUUAUCAGUGAAAUCAUUAUGUUGUGGCACACCUGCCAGGACUCUAAAUUAAAUGAUAAAGUCUUGCUGGAGGCAACGGGAUCUCCCUGGAAACCUUGGGAGCACAUAUAUGCCCUUUGUAAGGUUUCAAAGGGACACGUACCUCUUUACAACAGUUAUGGAAAGUAUGUUGUGAAGCUGUUCUGGAUGGGGUGCUGGCGCAAGAUCACAGUGGAUGAUACAAUGCCCUUCGACAAAAAUGAUAAAUUGUUGCUUCCAUCUUCAACCUGUCUGGGAGAACUUUGGCCAAUGUUGCUGUCGAAAGCUCUCAUAAAACUUGCAAGCAUUGACAUGAGUAAUACAGGAAGGAAAGAACUGGGGGACUUCACAGUUUUGCAUGCACUGACAGGCUGGUAUCCCGAGAUCAUCCCACUCCGAUCUGAACAGUCUGAGAGAGUUUGGUCCUUUUUGAAGACACUUGUUCCAGAAUUCACUUUUGCAAAUGAGGAACCGGCUGUAGCCAAAGUGCCUUCAUCAGAAUCAGUACAAAAAGUUGGAAAGGAGAACCAAGACAUAGUGGAAGUUGUCAGCACCAAACCAGUUGAAAAAGUAACCAAAGAAAGGACAGAAUCAAAGGAUAUUGGGAAGAAAAAGAAUAAGGAAGCAGAAUUCAAUAAAGAAAAAAGCAAACCAACAGUUCAACGACCAGCAUCUGUCUCUCAAACUGUAUCUCAAAUUUUAAUAGACAGUCUUCCUUCACCAGUGAUGCCACAAAUGAUGAUCUAUGCUACCUACUUCCCAAUACAGCUGUCAGAAAAGAAGAUUUCUUUACUUGGACAAAUGGCUGAUUCCUCAGAGAAGUUGCGACACUAUGGACUUUCCCAUGCACAUAGCCAUCCAGUGAUGGUUACAAGGACUAGGUCCUGUCCCCUCGUAAACCCUCCAGAAGUAACACCAAUUCCACGAUGGAAACUCAUCCGACCACGAAAUCGUGCUCUUCCAAUAGCAGAUCCAAAAGCAGAGCUCAAAGUAAAGAAGCCUGAUCAAUUUAUUGAAAUCUCAAGUCCAUUGCUUAACUACAGGAUAGACACUAAAAUCAUGCCAGCAGAGAGAAAUGACCACCCACCCUUGGUUAAAAAAGCUGUGAUCACCAGCUUGACAGCUGUCAGUGAAAAUGAUGAGACACUCGAUCUGAAUGAUGCUGAAGAACUAAAGGUUCUGGAGUCACCUUUCCCUGCAGAGGAAACCCAACUGGAAUUGAACAAACCAGAUGCUCCCUUUUCAGUGGAGGUCCAACUUAGUAAGCAACCACUGGGGAGUAAUUUUGACAGCAAGAUGGAAAAACCACCUGAGUCCAUAAAAUCAGGUGCUCAGCAUUCAGCAAUUUCUCAGGCUGCUAAAAGUCAGCAUGGCAGCACAACAAGUCAACAUGGCAGUGUAGCUGAACAUAAAAAAGAAGAUACUUUGUAUAUUCGACCUCUGCUGGAGAGUUUAAUUGAAGACAGCACAUCCAGCUAUCCCACUGGUAGCCACCAGUUAUCACAGAUGUCCGGCUUAAUGGUAAACGCAGACCAUGUUGCUGAUUUUAAUGAACCAUUAGAAUACAAAGUGAACUGUACGGAAAAUUGGAUCGAUUAUGAAGACUUUUUCAAGUGUUUCCAGAAAUUGAUCAUUUUCCAUAGUCCAAAUAAAUACACAUAUUCGUUGCAAAAGUCAUGCUUGAAGCCCACAGAUGAUCGAGGACCAUACUACCUACAUGUAGAUCACAUCAAGCCUAUAGAAAUGUUGGUUACUUUCUCUGCACUGGUGCGUUGGGGCAAUAUCAGCUGUGAGAAAAACCUUAAAGGAAAUAAUGACAAAGAAAACAUGAAGGAAUUCUCAGGCAUUUCGCCAGGCAUCCUCAUUGCUGAGUCAUAUUCUUGGAAGAGUCUUGCUUCAAGCCCUCCAAUUCUAUACAUCAGAACUGUGGCAACAAAAUCAACUAUCUUAGAGCUACCUUGCGGGCGCCAUGUCAUCCGAUUUACUGCCACUUCUCCUCUUGGACACAAUAUUAAUAUAAGUAGUACAGUACCAUUUAUCUUUGGUGAUGAAGAUACAGUUUUAACACAUCUUAGCAAGGACAGCCUGCGAUUUACGCAGCAUGCUACCCAUAUUUUUAAAGCAAUUGACAAUGCGAUACAUGGCUUCAAUGAUGCGCAAGAACGUCGCAAAACUUCAAAGGAACUUCAACGUUGUCAUUUUCCAUUCCUAUUUGAAGAUGCUAACCUGGCUGAGAAACAAACCAAGGUCUUCCACAAAGCCGUUUACGCCACUUUAGCACACGCCCUUCGUGCUUGCCCCAGUCCUGAAGACUAUUUUGCUCUUAAAACACUCUUAGUUGAUAGCUCUCCAAAGCAGCUUAGGAUCGAAGGCAGAGCUUGCAUAAGUUCUGUUUCUGAUGUGCCUGAGCCAUGGAAGGAGAGGAACCCAACUAAGGAGGAAGCUGCAGCUGCCAGCAGAAUACAGAAUUGGUGGAGAGGUCACAUAUUUGGUGAACUCAGAUAUGCAAAUAAGAUAGGGUCAAAGCAGCACAAUUAUGUCAACGCUAUCCUGCAGGAAAUUUGGUAUUUACUGGAGUCAGACAUAGAGCAACAUGCCUCAUACUUACUUAGGUACAUGUUUGAUUUAAGCCCAGAACUGGCAAAACUGUAUCCAUUUUAUGAAGAUGACUGGUGUAAGACUAUAUUUGCAGAUUACACAACCACAUAUAGUGAUCAGCCUCCCAAUUUCUGGUUUGUGGUUUUCAGAGAAGUGUUUAAUGUCCCUAAAGAUAUGCUGAUCGUGCCAAAGAUUUACUCUGCACUACCCACGUGUGUUCUGCAUGUGGUCAAUAAUGAUACAGGAGAAGAAAUACCCAGGGUUUUUCAAAAGGUAGCUCCUCAUACAUACAAUAAAAAUACGACUGGCUAUACAUUCACAGCUGAAGCCCAAACUGGAAGCUUCCCAGUUCCCAGUGGUAAAUGGAAAUUACGUUUGAUUGGCUCCAGCUAUCCUCCUCCUGUUCUGGCAAAUGAAACUGUCAACAGCAGCUUUUCAAUGAAGGAGAUUAAGUCCUACUACAUUCCAAAUGACAAAAACAUCAUCUUCAGAUUCCAGGUCAAUGUGUAUAUAACUCAUCAAGCUACACUCCACAUGCAAACCUCCAAGCCAGAUGUAUACAUUGAGCUGCAAAUCCUAGAUAGGAAUGAAGAGGUAGCCAAAGCAACUGGAAAAGGCCAUACGAUAAUUCCUUCAUUCCUGUUUGCCUCAAAUACAGGACGUCCUACUAAUCAUAUACCUUCACGUAAACCUUCUGACGUUCCUAAUAAUUUGGGAACGUCAAAAAAAUUGGGAAGCACUUCAAGUAACAAGACUGGAAGGAGUUCUGCUAAGUUAGCAAGUGAACAAAAAUCACCUGUUCUAUUAGAUGAGAACACAUUUCGCAUGGAGGUGGAACAAUCAUUGGCAAAAGUGGUUCACAAAUACACUAUUCAAGCAUCAGUUCUUUACAGAAGCUGGCCACUAACUGAAAGUGAAGUAACUUUUGCUGAGUCGCAGAAGGAUAUGGACAUUGAAAUUGCAGAGCGGUCUAUUGAUCCUGCUUUUCCUGAGACUGAAGAAUCAAAGCCCCCAACAGCGAAACAUAGCAGAAAAGGAAAGGACAAGGGAGCUGAUAAGGACAAAGGAGGAAAAGAGAAAAAUGUGCCAACCAAGCCAGAGAUUCCGGUGCAGCAAAUUGAUUUAACAAAGCCCCACUUUACACUUCAUUAUGUCACUGAGUCUAGUGAAAGUGACUUUUUUGAGAUCAAGAAAGAUACUGAACGACAAGAUGAAAUUCGUGCUAUGAAGCGAGCUUGGGAAGCUGCAGAACCUGGAAGGGCUUUCAAAGCCUUACAACUCCGACUGCACGUCAUGAAUCACAAAGCAAUAGAUAAUACGUUGCUAAGUACUGCUGGGACAGAAGGCGAAAAUGUCAGUGAGGUUCCUUCUGAAGGCGAUACCAAUGAUGCAGCAACGCAGGAGGCGCCACCGACAGAUCAGUCUCAGAUUUUAGAAGAAAGUCAGCUCCCAGAUGGUGGCAAAACUUCACAAGAUCAGUUGAUUGAAGAUCUGAAGUGGACACGUCAUGUAAGGACUACACGACGUGUACCAGUUCUCAUGGAUGAAUAUGUUCUUGAAGAGCAGGGCAAUCGCAAGGCAGAAGAAAUUCGCAAGUUCCGCCAAAGGCGACAGGUGAUCCUGGAACAGCGAGAGAAAGAAAGGCAGUCUCGCCGUCAGCUGAAGGCACAGCAACUGCAAAUGUAUGAGGCUAUGCAGGAAGCCUUAGAUGAAGCUCGGAACAACGUCUACAAACUCAGAGAGUCAUACAGAAAUAAACUUAUCGAGGAAGAAUUGAAGCAAAGAGAAAUUGCAGCAAUGGAAGCAGCUCUCUGGGCAGAGCAGGAGAGAAAAGCCAUGAGUUCCACAAAUAAAAUACCUAAGAGCUCAGGAAGGAGAAAGUAAAACUGCAACAUGACAAUUCAUUUUCAAAGUUUUAGAUUGUAUUUUUAAUCACAUUUCAUUGAAUGACUUCCAGCCAUUAGUGUUUUUAACCAUAUCUCCAAACUUAUUUCCUAAGUUCCAUGCUCAUUUUCUUUUCCUAUAGUGUUAACUAAUUACUUUUGCUCAAGUUCAUAAUAGGUAGAUACUUGAAGUAAAAAUGCAAAAAUACAGUUUAUUUCUUUCCUAUUUACAGAUGCUGGUUGGCCUAUUCUGUUUUGCGUUUUUUUUGUUUUGAAUCUAUAGCCUUGAUUCAUGUAGGUCUCUUACUUUGGCGUUUCCGUGAGCUUUUUUUUCAAUUCUGAAUCACAAUUAUUAAACUUUGUUCUCUUGUAACACAGGCAUAUUUAGGGGAAGCUAAAUAAAUAUGAGGAAGUAACGAAUCAGAAGAAUAUGCUGAUUGUGUGAUUUGAUAAAAUUGGAAGAAGUUUGCAGAGAGCAUAAAUGCCAGCACAACCAUGUGAGCCAAAUGGCAUGCCAGCAUGGUCAGAGGCAAGCUUGGCACCUGAUUAAAAGUGCAGGGUGGUGCCUGGGGAUCAGAAACUUGUUCUAGCAUGCAAUGCUGCAAAACAGAUGCUAGCCAUUGCCGAGCUUAACAUUGCCUGAUAAAUUGAAACAGGUACGAGAGCAAAAGACCACCAAUGACAGCGUAUACUGGUGACCAAAUGGUCAAUAGAAAGGUACUUGGUCCUCACUCCUUAAGUGAAAGCAACUUUAAACACUUCAUUUUAAUUAAUACUUUCAACAGUUUAAUACUGCAGCAUUGAGUAUCAUCACAGUGCUGUCUGUUCUUGCUAUUUGCUACUUUGAAAAUUUCCCUGGCUCUCUGCAUCCACUGAACAACCUCUUCAACAAGCUUAACAGUUAAUUGGAGGUGAGUGAGUUGCUGUCUUCAUGAUUGAGCUUUGUGAAAAUCACCACCCAUUCCAGAGGCAUCAAAAAAUUAGCACUCAAGCCCAACAGUGGCCACAUCAGACCUUGACUUUGUGGCUGGAAGUAGCCAUGGUGCCUUCAAUUCAUUUCUACUCUAUGAUGACUGAGGAAAACCAAUAGGAAUAUUGGACCAGAAAUAAUGGGAACUGCAGAUGCUGGAGAAUCCAAGAUAAUAAAAUGUGAGGCUGGAUGAACACAGCAGGCGAAGCAGCAUCUCAGGAGCACAAAAACUGACGUUUCAGGCCUAGACCCUUCAUCAGAGAGGGGAGGGGGAGAGGGUUCUGGAAUAAAUAGGAAGAGAGGAAGAGGUGGACCGAAGAUGGAGAGAAAAGAAGAUAGAUGGAAAGGAGAAUAUAGGUGGGGAGGUAGGGAGGGGAUAGGUCAGUCCAGGGAAGACGGACAGGUCAAGGAGGCAGGAUGAGGUUGGUAGGUAGGAAA
Molecule: messenger RNA, 6354 nt
Organism: Stegostoma tigrinum
Lineage: Eukaryota; Metazoa; Chordata; Chondrichthyes; Orectolobiformes; Stegostomatidae
Gene: adgb
Product: androglobin
Exons: 37
Coding region: 22-4947 (1641 amino acids)
Biological process (GO): proteolysis
Molecular function (GO): heme binding; calcium-dependent cysteine-type endopeptidase activity; oxygen binding
Source: RefSeq, a predicted model, not a curated record